AUGGCUAAAUCUCACGCCAGUGGAGUAGCCGACAUCACCAUUGCCAGUGUGAUGAGCCUUCAGAGGGAUGAAAGGCUUGGGAAAUACAAUCCUGAGAACUUCAAGCUUGUGCUUGUCGAUGAGGCACAUCACAUCGUCGCCCCAGGCUACAUGAAGGUUCUUGAGCACUUCGGCCUCUCGGCCAAGAGAUCAGACUCACCAAACUUGGUCGGUGUGUCCGCAACGUUCUCAAGAUUCGAUGGACUAAGACUUGGUACUGCAAUCGAUGAAAUCGUCUACCACAAGGACUAUGUCGACAUGAUAGACGAGAAGUGGCUCUCCGGCGUGGUCUUCACAACCGUCAAGUCCACUGCCGACAUCAGCAAGGUGAAGAAACAAUCCGGCGGCGGAGACUUUGUCACUUCAGAACUCUCAAGCGCUGUGAACACAGACCAGGUCAACGAUGUCACUGUCAGAAGCUGGCUUGCCAAAGCGGGCGACCGGAAAUCGACCUUGGUGUUCUGUGUCGAUCUUGCUCACGUAGCCGGUCUCACUCAAAAAUUUAGGCAGUACGGUCUGGAUGCUCGGUUCGUAACGGGCGAUACACACAAGCUCGCGAGAGGCGAGAUACUGGAUGCCUUCAAACGGGGCGAGUUCCCUGUACUCUUAAACUGCGGUGUCUUCACAGAGGGUACCGAUAUUCCCAACAUCGACUGUGUGAUUCUUGCUCGCCCGACACGGUCUCGGAAUCUUCUCGUGCAGAUGAUAGGUAGGGGCAUGAGACUUCACAAGGGAAAGGAGAAUUGUCACGUCAUGGACAUGGUUGCCAGCUUCGAGACUGGGAUCGUCACGGUUCCCACGCUCUUCGGUCUGGAUCCCGGCGAGCUGGUCAGCAGUGCAUCAGUCGAUGACAUGAAGAGCACAAAGGAGCGCAAGGAGGCUGAGAAAAUUCGACAAGAGCAUGCUUAUGAUGAAGCAACCCCUGUUGUGUCCCAAGGUGUCCCUCAGAAAAUCACAUUCACAGAGUACGAUUCCGUAUUCGACCUCAUCUCCGACACCUCUGGUGAGAGACAUAUUCACGCCAUCAGCCAAUACUCUUGGGUACAAGUCGGGCAUGACAAAUUCGUGCUGACCAGCGGCUCCGGUACUUAUUUGAGACUGAUGAAGGAUGAGAAGGACGAUGCUCAGGAUCUCGACUCUUCUUUCUGGAGGGCUUUUGUCGUCCGAGCCCUACCUGCUAGCGUUUCCAAAGCACCAUACGCCCAACCACACGAGAUCCUUAAGGCAACCAAUUUCACUGAUGCCGUGCAUGGCGCUGAUAGCUAUGCCCAGAAGAAUUUUCUACACGUAAUGAUAUCUCGGAGACAACGGUGGCGGGAGGGCCCACCGACUGAGGGCCAGCUCAAGUUCCUGAACAAGCUCAGGGCGGAGGAUGACAAACUCAUGGUGAACGAUAUCAAGAAGGGCAAGGCUGCCGACAUGAUAACCAAGAUCAAGCAUGGGGCCAGGGGGCGAUUUGCUGAUCUACAAACCACCAAGCGGAGGAAGGAGAGGCAAGUGGCCCAGCACGAACAGGAGGUGGAAAGGAGGCGGAGGGAAUGCGUAACGGUAGGACCUGUUGCAUCAUGA
Messenger RNA from Diaporthe amygdali, 1608 nucleotides. Its product is annotated as dead deah box helicase. Gene Ontology annotation, molecular function: hydrolase activity; ATP binding; DNA binding. NCBI's taxonomy places the organism in Eukaryota, Fungi, Ascomycota, Sordariomycetes, Diaporthales, Diaporthaceae. The record is from RefSeq and is a predicted model, not a curated record. The coding region runs from base 1 to 1608 and encodes 535 amino acids. The transcript has a single exon.